GCAAACCGGCGGGUGCUGUUCGAUUAGAGGUUGAAUUCAGCUUUACUGUGAUCUCGGAGGUGGCCGCGUAUAUGAAACGUUAUAUGCUGGCUGAGGCUCAGCCUAAAGACAGACCAAAGUUCGAUGUUAAUGCUCUUUAUGGCCCUGGCAUGUACAUCCUGGAGACACUAUGGACAGAUACCUUGAAGGGUCUACUCAUGGGUUUCUUCUACCCGAUAUUCGAGUGGAAUAGUUGGUGGCAGUCUGUUUUAGUAUGGGUGCUGUAUCUUUAUGCUUGUUGCUUCGUGGAGUAUUGGCCAGCGGCACUAUGCUGGGGAGUUGCAGCUUUGAUGGGACGUAAUAAGAUGAUGUCUGCUUACAAGAAGGCUUUCGAUCAAGAGUCCUCCAUCAGUAGACAUGGCAGUAUGGCCUUUGUCGCUUUGGAUGACGAUGAUGACGAUGAUGAAGAGAAGUCGAUCCACGCCUUAGUGCGUAGUUUCACCCAGUUGUCUCCUACUUGGGCUAAGGAACAGCAGCCCGGUUCCCAGCGGCUCUCAGGAUUCUCGCCGAUUCCUUAG
Messenger RNA from Perkinsus marinus ATCC 50983, 557 nucleotides. RefSeq lists its product as hypothetical. The transcript has 4 exons. The record is from RefSeq and is a predicted model, not a curated record. The annotation marks the transcript as partial. Lineage: Eukaryota; Perkinsozoa; Perkinsida; Perkinsidae.